AAUCCUUUCUUUCAGCUGGAGUGCUCCUCAGGAGCCAGCCCCACCCUUAGAAAAGAUGUUUUCCAUGAGGAUCGUCUGCCUGGUCCUAAGUGUGGUGGGCACAGCAUGGACUGCAGAUAGUGGUGAAGGUGACUUUCUAGCUGAAGGAGGAGGCGUGCGUGGCCCAAGGGUUGUGGAAAGACAUCAAUCUGCCUGCAAAGAUUCAGACUGGCCCUUCUGCUCUGAUGAAGACUGGAACUACAAAUGCCCUUCUGGCUGCAGGAUGAAAGGGUUGAUUGAUGAAGUCAAUCAAGAUUUUACAAACAGAAUAAAUAAGCUCAAAAAUUCACUAUUUGAAUAUCAGAAGAACAAUAAGGAUUCUCAUUCGUUGACCACUAAUAUAAUGGAAAUUUUGAGAGGCGAUUUUUCCUCAGCCAAUAACCGUGAUAAUACCUACAACCGAGUGUCAGAGGAUCUGAGAAGCAGAAUUGAAGUCCUGAAGCGCAAAGUCAUAGAAAAAGUACAGCAUAUCCAGCUUCUGCAGAAAAAUGUUAGAGCUCAGUUGGUUGAUAUGAAACGACUGGAGGUGGACAUUGAUAUUAAGAUCCGAUCUUGUCGAGGGUCAUGCAGUAGGGCUUUAGCUCGUGAAGUAGAUCUGAAGGACUAUGAAGAUCAGCAGAAGCAACUUGAACAGGUCAUUGCCAAAGACUUACUUCCCUCUAGAGAUAGGCAACACUUACCACUGAUAAAAAUGAAACCAGUUCCAGACUUGGUUCCCGGAAAUUUUAAGAGCCAGCUUCAGAAGGUACCCCCAGAGUGGAAGGCAUUAACAGACAUGCCGCAGAUGAGAAUGGAGUUAGAGAGACCUGGUGGAAAUGAGAUUACUCGAGGAGGCUCCACCUCUUAUGGAACCGGAUCAGAGACGGAAAGCCCCAGGAACCCUAGCAGUGCUGGAAGCUGGAACUCUGGGAGCUCUGGACCUGGAAGUACUGGAAACCGAAACCCUGGGAGCUCUGGGACUGGAGGGACUGCAACCUGGAAACCUGGGAGCUCUGGACCUGGAAGUACUGGAAGCUGGAACUCUGGGAGCUCUGGAACUGGAAGUACUGGAAACCAAAACCCUGGGAGCCCUAGACCUGGUAGUACCGGAACCUGGAAUCCUGGCAGCUCUGAACGCGGAAGUGCUGGGCACUGGACCUCUGAGAGCUCUGUAUCUGGUAGUACUGGACAAUGGCACUCUGAAUCUGGAAGUUUUAGGCCAGAUAGCCCAGGCUCUGGGAACGCGAGGCCUAACAACCCAGACUGGGGCACAUUUGAAGAGGUGUCAGGAAAUGUAAGUCCAGGGACAAGGAGAGAGUACCACACAGAAAAACUGGUCACUUCUAAAGGAGAUAAAGAGCUCAGGACUGGUAAAGAGAAGGUCACCUCUGGUAGCACAACCACCACGCGUCGUUCAUGCUCUAAAACCGUUACUAAGACUGUUAUUGGUCCUGAUGGUCACAAAGAAGUUACCAAAGAAGUGGUGACCUCCGAAGAUGGUUCUGACUGUCCCGAGGCAAUGGAUUUAGGCACAUUGUCUGGCAUAGGUACUCUGGAUGGGUUCCGCCAUAGGCACCCUGAUGAAGCUGCCUUCUUCGACACUGCCUCAACUGGAAAAACAUUCCCAGGUUUCUUCUCACCUAUGUUAGGAGAGUUUGUCAGUGAGACUGAGUCUAGGGGCUCAGAAUCUGGCAUCUUCACAAAUACAAAGGAAUCCAGUUCUCAUCACCCUGGGAUAGCUGAAUUCCCUUCCCGUGGUAAAUCUUCAAGUUACAGCAAACAAUUUACUAGUAGCACGAGUUACAACAGAGGAGACUCCACAUUUGAAAGCAAGAGCUAUAAAAUGGCAGAUGAGGCCGGAAGUGAAGCCGAUCAUGAAGGAACACAUAGCACCAAGAGAGGCCAUGCUAAAUCUCGCCCUGUCAGAGACUGUGAUGAUGUCCUCCAAACACAUCCUUCAGGUACCCAAAGUGGCAUUUUCAAUAUCAAGCUACCGGGAUCCAGUAAGAUUUUUUCUGUUUAUUGCGAUCAAGAGACCAGUUUGGGAGGAUGGCUUUUGAUCCAGCAAAGAAUGGAUGGAUCACUGAAUUUUAACCGGACCUGGCAAGACUACAAGAGAGGUUUCGGCAGCCUGAAUGACGAGGGGGAAGGAGAAUUCUGGCUAGGCAAUGACUACCUCCACUUACUAACCCAAAGGGGCUCUGUUCUUAGGGUUGAAUUAGAGGACUGGGCUGGGAAUGAAGCUUAUGCAGAAUAUCACUUCCGGGUAGGCUCUGAGGCUGAAGGCUAUGCCCUCCAAGUCUCCUCCUAUGAAGGCACUGCGGGUGAUGCUCUGAUUGAGGGUUCCGUAGAGGAAGGGGCAGAGUACACCUCUCACAACAACAUGCAGUUCAGCACCUUUGACAGGGAUGCAGACCAGUGGGAAGAGAACUGUGCAGAAGUCUAUGGGGGAGGCUGGUGGUAUAAUAACUGCCAAGCAGCCAAUCUCAAUGGAAUCUACUACCCUGGGGGCUCCUAUGACCCAAGGAAUAACAGUCCUUAUGAGAUUGAGAAUGGAGUGGUCUGGGUUUCCUUUAGAGGGGCAGAUUAUUCCCUCAGGGCUGUUCGCAUGAAAAUUAGGCCCCUUGUGACCCAAUAGGCUGAAGAAGUGGGAAUGGGAGCACUCUGUCUUCUUUGCUAGAGAAGUGGAGAGAAAAUACAAAAGGUAAAGCAGUUGAGAUUCUCUACAACCUAAAAAAUUCCUAGGUGCUAUUUUCUUAUCCUUUGUACUGUAGCUAAAUGUACCUGAGACAUAUUAGUCUUUGAAAAAUAAAGUUAUGUAAGGUUUUUUUUAUCUUUAAAUAGCUCUGUGGGUUUUAACAUUUUUAUAAAGAUAUACCAAGGGCCAUUCAGUACAUCAGGAAAGUGGCAGACAGAAGCUUCUCUCUGCAACCUUGAAGACUAUUGGUUUGAGAACUUCUCUUCCCAUACCACCCAAAAUCAUAAUGCCAUUGGAAAGCAAAAAGUUGUUUUAUCCAUUUGAUUUGAAUUGUUUUAAGCCAAUAUUUUAAGGUAAAACUCACUGAAUCUAACCAUAGCUGACCUUUGUAGUAGAAUUUACAACUUAUAAUUACAAUGCACAAUUUAUAAUUACAAUAUGUAUUUAUGUCUUUUGCUAUGGAGCAAAUCCAGGAAGGCAAGAGAAACAUUCUUUCCUAAAUAUAAAUGAAAAUCUAUCCUUUAAACUCUUCCACUAGACGUUGUAAUGCACACUUAUUUUUUUCCCAAGGAGUAACCAAUUUCUUUCUAAAACACAUUUAAAAUUUUAAAACUAUUUAUGAAUAUUAAAAAAAGACAUAAUUCACACAUUAAUAAACAAUCUCCCAAGUAUUGAUUUAACUUCAUUUUUCUAAUAAUCAUAAACUAUAUUCUGUGACAUGCUAAUUAUUAUUAAAUGUAAGUCGUUAGUUCGAAAGCCUCUCACUAAGUAUGAUCUAUGCUAUAUUCAAAAUUCAACCCAUUUACUUUGGUCAAUAUUUGAUCUAAGUUGCAUCUUUAAUCCUGGUGGUCUUGCCUUCUGAUUUUUAAUUUGUAUCCUUUUCUAUUAAGAUAUAUUUGUCAUUUUCUCUUGAAUAUGUAUUAAAAUAUCCCAAGCAA
This is a messenger RNA of Homo sapiens (human), 3654 nucleotides long. It is a transcript of the gene FGA, whose product is annotated as fibrinogen alpha chain, transcript variant alpha-E. Bases 56 to 2656 code for a protein of 866 amino acids. Gene Ontology annotation, biological process: platelet activation; positive regulation of heterotypic cell-cell adhesion; positive regulation of peptide hormone secretion. NCBI's taxonomy places the organism in Eukaryota, Metazoa, Chordata, Mammalia, Primates, Hominidae. Gene Ontology annotation, cellular component: fibrinogen complex; extracellular region; platelet alpha granule lumen. Gene Ontology annotation, molecular function: signaling receptor binding. The record is from RefSeq and is marked reviewed. The transcript is spliced from 6 exons.